Salvelinus fontinalis (brook trout) is the source of this 15205-nucleotide messenger RNA. RefSeq names its product neurite extension and migration factor-like. Lineage: Eukaryota; Metazoa; Chordata; Actinopteri; Salmoniformes; Salmonidae. The record is from RefSeq and is a predicted model, not a curated record. Gene Ontology annotation, cellular component: nucleus. Bases 1195 to 6321 code for a protein of 1708 amino acids. Gene Ontology annotation, biological process: negative regulation of neuron migration; negative regulation of cell adhesion mediated by integrin; negative regulation of cell-cell adhesion mediated by cadherin. The transcript has 4 exons.
ACCGGCCCGGUCGCCUGUUCUCUCGACUCGUACCUCUCAUUUACUGCAUGCUCGCAGCGCGUCCAGUGAGCAAUGCCUGCGUGUGUGGCCUUGCUUGCGUCGAUUCAAUUGGUUCGCGUGUCACGCUCUCAUCAUAGGUCGGGGGAGUGGAAGAGAAAAGACAGAGAGAGCAGAGCAGGAGCGCGCUUAGCUAUGACACUCAGCCCGGCAAGAAGAGGUCCAGCUGAAGGAAAAACGAAAGACCAAACCUCCAUCGCCGCGGUGACAAUGGCAGCAUCAAUCUCCUCAUAGAGGUAUAGACCCGCUGGAGUUACAGCCCGCCUGACUGGACAGCCUUUACCUUUCGCAUGGCGCACUGCUGACUGACAUACAUACAUUUCCCUAGCUCCGUUCCUGGAAUACCAAUCAUUGUGUAGGCUAAUUGAAAAUGGAGCGGCGGGGGAGAGGAGGAUCUCUCUGCCUUCUCCUCCAUCACUGAGAGAGAGGCGCGUCCACCUGCCUCUACCCGAGGCCCGGUGUUCUGGUGGCGGCUGUAGAACACGGGAUCAUGCCGCAGACCCGUCCGUGUUUCCGGGGAAAGACACAUCUCUGAUAUCGGUCUAAAAAGCGGAAGAGAGAUUCCUUCACGACAGGGAAAAAAACGCAGUUUGGUUGCAACCAGUAGCUGAGAUCUGAAUAACCAGCGUUGUCUUGACAGCUGCUUCCUAUUUUAGUCUUCUUCAGGAGUGUCGUGUCAGCAGAGAGGAGACCUGAGGCUGUGUGGUGGGGCCAUCCAUGUUGCCGUCCUCCCUUUAUCUCUACCAUCCUAUCCUCCUCCCCUCUUCCUCCUCUUUCUCCGCCUGCUGCAGAGAGUGGCCCAGAUCCCAGUCUUUCCUCACAGCUCCCUCUCUCCCCUCUCCGCCCCUGCAGUCGUGCAUUUCUGAGUCCCUGCCCUUGCCCCUGCCUCCCCCCUACCCCUGCCUGACUCCUGUCUGAACUCUACUCUUGCCACACACCUGCCUGGACCGUGCUCUUGUCUGCCCCUGCCUCCCCCUGCCCCUGCCUGACUCCUGCCUCCCAUCUGCCCUGCCUCCCCCCUACCCCUGCCAGAACCCUGUCUGAACCCUACUCUUGCCUCACACCUGCCUGGACCCUGCUCUUGUCUGCCCCUGCCUGCCCCCAUCCCCUGCCUCACCACUCACCCCCUUUCUCACCAUGAUGGAGUUGGGAGGUGUAUCCUAUCUGACAGAGGAGUGUCUUCUACAGGCCACGCCCACCUGCCUUGGGUGUUUCAUUGAGACCCGGGACCCCACCCCUAUCCAUGACCCCGCCCCUAUCCAUGACCCCGCCCCUAUCCACGACCCCGGCCCCACGACUCCUGACCUUGACCGCGAGGCGGGGCUGGUAAGCCACCAGGACUUGGAGGCCACUUCCUGCCCUAUCUCUGACAUCAGCAGCAUCAAUAUCCCAUGUCUGAGUCAGGCUGGUGAGGUCAUAGAGGUCCUGUCAGACCAGCUUCUCAGCUUCUCCGUGACCAAAACCUGCCACGCCACCGCCCUCACUACCGCCCUCGUUACCGCCCUCGUUACCGCUAACAACAAGACAGGAGACAACGGAGAGAAGACAGAGGCAGAGGAUCCCACCACCAAGAAUCUGUAUGAGGGCCUCCUAUUGGACAAAGUGAAUGUGGAGGAAAUGCUGCUAUUGGACAAGGUCAACGGGGGGGAAGUGUUGCUAUUGGACAAGGUCAACGGGGGGGAAGUGUUGCUAUUGGACAAGGUCCCCGGAGAGGAAGUGUUGCUAUUGGACAAGGUGAACAGAGAGGAGGUCCUCUUAUUGGACAAAGUGAAAGGGGAGGAAGUGCUGCUAUCAGACAAGGUCAGCGGUGAGGAGGUCCUUCUGGCCAAUGCGGGUCAGGACUGGGGUUACUUCGAGUCGUUUAUCAGUGAGUCCAAGAUGGAGCUGCUGGACCUGUGUUCUAAGACCGACCUGUCAGUCAACUUGUUCUCCGAGGACGACGUUGACAACCUGUUUGACGACGACGACGAGGAGUCGGCUCUGAGCAGCGACGUGUGCUCUCUAAAGAUUCGCUACGAGUCCUUCCAGGACAACAUGAGACAGAAGACCAACGUCCUGCAGGACGAGACACAGUUCAACUUCUUCCCCUCUGUCCUAGUCAACUGUGCCAAGAGGGAGGACGGAGGAGGAGGAGGAGGAGGAGGAGGAGGAGGAGGAGGAGGAGGACGGGGGAGGAGGACAGGGGAGGAGGGUAAAGCUGAGGAGCUGAGCCUUGUGCUGGGGGAGGAGGGUGGAGGUGUUAGCCCCCUAGUGGGGUCUCAGGGGUCCCAGGGUUCACCCCUUUCCUCCGCCUCCUCUGUCAACUACCUGCUGGAGUUCAGAAACUCAGUCGAGGAGGACGCGGAGUACAGCGACGACGACUCCUGCACCUCCUCGGACACCCUGCAGGAGGCGCAGCAGGAGGCGCAGCAGGAGGCGCAGCCGGGCCAGAGGAGGGGAGGAGGAAGUGCGCCCAGCGGUUCCAGGAGACUCCUCAGCCCCUCUAACCCUCUGAACUACGGCCUGCGUUCCAAACGGAAGGUCCGCUACAGUGACGACUAUCUAUAUGACGUCGACUCCAUCGACAGCCACGAGAAGACCGAGAGAAUCGCCACGGAGAAGAGAGAGAAGGUUCCGGCGGGACAGAGGGAGGAGGACGUGGACUGGUGCCCCAAGAAGAGAUGGAAAUCCUCCCGGAAGGAGCCUCCAGUCAUCAUCAAGUACAUCAUCAUCAACCGCUUCAAAGGACAGAGACACAUGUCUGUGAAUCUGGGCAGGCUGGACCCUGCCGGGGACGCUGCCGUGCGCCUGGACGCCGCCGCGGAGAGCCACUACUCCUCUCUGUCUCCACUGAAAGAAUUCUGGCAGGAGAGGAGGAGGGAGCGGGAGGAGCAGCUGCGGCUGGCGUCCAGAGAUGAACAGCAUCUGAACAGGCGCCGUCACCCCCACCGCCCCUUUAGUUCCACGCACCCCAAACAGAAAUACAAGAUAGCCAACAGGUUGUGUGUCCAGAGGAUCCCCCAGACAGGGGAGGGAUCAGCAGCAACACAGGACUCGGCUUCUAUCCCCUCUGUCUCUGAUCAGGCUGUUACAACAGAGGAGGGGGGAGGGGGAAGAGCGCCGUUAGAACCACAGAACAUCACACACACCGGAACAGCCAAGAGGAGCCGCACUCAGGAGAGAGAGGAGAGGGACGGGAGGAGGAUGGGAGGAGGGGGGAUAAGGAAAUUCAAGAGCCAAGCCAGGCUGAGCAGUAACAAGACAAUGAAAGAGGGAGGAGCAGGUGGAAGAGCGGAGGGGGAGAGCGUGAUGAAUGGAGCGUCGGAUGCGUGUACUGUUGCUGAUGCUGGGGUGUUAACCAAUCAGGAGCCUGCUGGCAGCGUGGCAGACAUCAGCUCUAACACACCCAGCCCCCCUUUCUCCUCCCUGGAUCCCACCAACCACCAGACAUUCCCCUUCACCUCCUCCUCCUCCUGUGCCUCUGUCCUCAUCUCUUCUGACUCCGUCACCUCCUCCUCCUCCUGUGCCUCUGUCCUCAUCUCUUCUGACUCCGUCACCUCCUCCUCCUCCUGUGCCUCUGUCCUCAUCUCUUCUGACUCCGUCACCUCCUCCUCCUCCUGUGCCUCUGUCCUCAUCUCUUCUGACUCCGUCACCACCUCCUGCAUCUCCUCAUCUUGCUCCUCUGACCAAGCUCUACCGUCUGGGGAGAGGGAGGAAGGGGUGUCACUGACCCCAGGGGGGUACCUGCAGACCCUACUAGAUGCCUCAGACUCCUCCAGAGGGGCAGGUAUCACCUACUACCCCCAGCAGCCCCCCAGGCAGAACUAUCCCCUGGGUCUCUCUCUAGAGGAGAAACAGCCUCCCAGCCAGAACUAUCCCCUGGGUCUCUCUCUAGAGGAGAAACAGCCUCCCAGCCAGAACUAUCUCCUGGGUCUCUCUCUAGAGGAGAAACAGCCUCCCAGACAGAACUAUCCCCUGGGUCUCUCUCUAGAGGAGAAACAGCCUCCCAGCCAGAACUAUCCCCUGGGUCUCUCUCUAGAGGAGAAACAGCCUCCCAGCCAGAACUAUCUCCUGGGUCUCUCUCUAGAGGAGAAACAGCCUCCCAGCCAGAACUAUCUCCUGGGUCUCUCUUUAGAGGAGAAACAGCCCCCCAGCCAGAACUAUCCCCUGGGUCUCUCUCUAGAGAAGAAACAGCCCCCCAGCCAGAACUAUCUCCUGGGUCUCUCUCUAGAGGAGAAACAGCCUCCCAGACAGAACUAUCCCCUGGGUCUCUCUCUAGAGGAGAAACAGCCUCCCAGCCAGAACUAUCCCCUGGGUCUCUCUCUAGAGGAGAAACAGCCUCCCAGCCAGAACUAUCCCCUGGGUCUCUCUCUAGAGGAGAAACAGCCCCCCAGCCAGAACUAUCCCCUGGGUCUCUCUCUAGAGGAGAAACAGCCUCCCAGCCAGAACUAUCCCCUGGGUCUCUCUCUAGAGGAGAAACAGCCUUCCAGCCAGAACUAUCCCCUGGGUCUCUCUCUAGAGGAUAAACAGCCCCCCAGGCAGAACUAUCCCCUGGGUCUCUCUCUAGAGGAGAAACAGUUUGCCUCCCUGCAGCUAGUCCAGAGCUGUGUCCUCUCCCCUCCCUCCGAGUCAGAGCUCCAACAGUCCCCCCAUCUCUGCCCCAGCUUCCCCCCCUCCAUGUGGAACCACCAGCCCCAUCUCUGCCCCAGCUACCCCCACAGCCAGGGGGGCUUUGGCCCCGACACCACUCUCCUCUCCAGCGGGUUCCUGCCCUUGUUGGACGGCGUUCCUGGGUCUCGGUCAGGGUCUGGGUCGGACUACAGCCAGCAGGGAUCAGAGACUGACAGACUGCUGUUCGAGAAGAGUUACCUUGUGGAGGGGGAUGGGCUGGGGCUGCAGCCAGGGUCGGGGGUGGAGCUACAGGAGCUGCAGGUGUGUCAGUCAGGUGUCUGUCUGGGGCAGGUGCAGUACCAGAGAGGCUCUCUCUGCUCAGACCAUGGAUGUCUAAUCAGCUAUGACUCUGUGGGAUCCUUAUCUGCCUGCUCCUCCAACUAUAGCUCUCAGAGCCUCCAGUCCUGCAGCUGUGGGGAACAGCGUGAGGGAGGAGGGGAGACAGAGGAGAGGAGAGACAACUACCUGCAGCACUGCAGCCCCACGGUGUUGUUCCAACAGAGCCUGGAGAACAUGGGUCACCCCGUCACCCCCCUCAGAGAGUCCUCAGACCUCCUCGACAUCUCCAACUUCACCCCCGACAAGUUCAGACACUCUUCCCUGUCCGAGCUGUCGCCACCGGAGACCCCCAACCUCUCCCACCAGGUGACGGGGUGGGAGAUGAGGACAGGAGGCAAAGCCCCGGAGUACCAGGAUCAUGUGACAGGAUGUGACAUCAUGCAGCAGGCGGAGCAGCAUGAGGUGGAGGGGCGACAGUUACAGAUACACCCCUCAUUCAACAGAGAGGGGGAGGAGCAGGGGAGGAAGAACACCCGCUCUAAGAGAAAAGCAGGAUAUAAGCAGGCAGCAGCGGGGGGACAGCAGGGGCCUAAGAAAGGCCGGGCCCCCAGAGCAUCCAAGACAGAGAAGGUGAAGAUGCCUAGACAGAGCCGCUCCUCUAAGAAGAUCAAAGCCAUGCUGGAGGGGAAGGCUGCCAAGAGUCAGGCGCAGGCGGGGGGGAACCUUCAGCCCCACAGCCACGGUAGCACUGGGGACUGGUCUGGUAGCAGCACCGGGCCUAGGGGCUGGUCGGAGGGGAACACCAGAAGGGAAGGGGAGGAGCAGCAGGAGUUUGAGGAGCCGUCUAACAUCCUGUCCAACAUUGUGUCCGGCAUGGCGGAGGUCCAGAGGUUCAUGAUGGAGUCCAUGGAGCCUCUGUGGGACCCGCUGGAGGGCGACCUGCCGCCUGACGCCAACAGCCUCAACAUGAAGACACUCCACAUCCUCCAGGGAAGAGGGGGCAAGAAGGGAGCCGGUUCCGUGGUGGUCGGACGGGGCAGGAAGGCCAGGGGCAAGGUGGGAAAGAACCAGGCCAAGUUUAACACCUCCCACCCCAUCUUCCCCCAGCUCGCUCUGGGCUGCAACAUGUUCGACAAACCCAACUCUAUUAGCCCAGGCCCUACGCACAAAAAACUGUACCGCCACAAGACCAGCGCCAAGCUCCCAAACAUGGAGACUGUGAAGGGCAAGCGAGGGGGAGCGGAGAGCAACCCAAACAAGGACUUGGCUCUCAUGGCCUCUUUUGAGAAACUGAGGCAGAAUAUGGCCGUCUUGUUGUCGCUGUCCUUCAGAUAGACACUGCCUGGCUCAGUUCAAGAGGAAAAACUACAACCCCCCCCCCAUAACACCCCUCUCUCUUCUGAGCAUCCCCCCCUUGUAUAAACCCCAAGACAUCUUCAACACAAGAUGGGACCAUUUUUUUGUAUCGAUGACAUAUCAAAUUAGCAUUUUGUCUUCAUUUUCUUAUUUUUGUUUGGAAUGAGCUUGUAAUUCUUCUGUUCUGUUUCUCCUGAAGUUUUUAAAACGAGCUGGUCGUUCUAACGAGACAUUUAUAGAUGUUCACAGUGCUCCGUCCACUAUCAGAGUAUUUUUUGUCUAUGUGGUUUGUACAGCUCCAUGCACUAUCUGCAAAAAAAAUGAUAAUUAUUUUAAUCUUCAAAAUCAAUGUGCCAAAAGGUAAAGAUGACCUCUUAUAUAUAUAUACUGAACAAAAAUAUAAACGCAACAUGCAAUAAUUUCAAAUAUUUCACUGAGUUACAGUUCAUUAAAGGAAAUCAGUCAAUUGAAAUCGAUUCAUUAGGCCCUAAUCUAUGGAUUUCACAUGACUGGGCAGGGGCACAGCCAUGGGUGGGCCUGGGAGGGCAUAGGCCCACCCACUUGGGAGCCAUGCCAAUCAGAAUAAGAUUUUCCCACAGAAGGGUUGUAUGCUCCCCACGGACAUCUGUGGCAUUGUGCUGUGUGAACUGCACAUUUUAGUGUGGCCUUUUAUUGUCCCCAGCACAAGGUGCACCUGUGUAAUGAUCAUGCUGUUUAAUCAGCUUCUUGAUAUGCCACAGCUGUCAGGUGGAUGGAUUAUCUUGGCAAAUGAGAAAUGCUCACUAACAGGGAAGUAAAACACAUUUGUGCACAACAUUCAGAGAAAUAAGCUUUUUGUCUGGAACAUUCCUGGGAUCUGUUAUUUCAGCUCUUGAAACAUGGAAUCAAAACUUUACAUGUUGCAUUUAUAUUUUUGUUCAGUGUAGAAUACAGAAACUAUAGAGUAUAGAUGUAUAGAAUACAGAGCGGAUAUCGGCUGUUUUCUUUAUCCAUUGUGUAUAUCGAAUGCUCUGGUUGGCUGGCUGCUCACAGACGUAAUCAUGUCAGAUAGACAGCAGCGUGAUUCAUUCCAUAGUCAUGUUGUCUCAGGACGUUCGGGGUGUUGCAUUACUGACAGCAGUGAGUUGUGUUGCAGCCAUGCACCGAUGCAGAGGGCGUGACCUCAUCACACUGGCACCAUUUAAAUUGGGCGAAAAAACCUGGGAUAUACACUAGUAGAAACCAAUGAAAGCAUUUCCAGCAGCUACGACUCCUGUUGCCAUUCCAUGUGAGAUGUUAAAGGGGGUCAUCUCCACCUCAUUCUACCAUUCCAUGUGAGAUGUUAAAGGGGGUCAGCUCCACCUCAUUCUACCAUUCCAUGUGAGAUGUUAAAGGGGAUCAGCUCCACCUCAUUCUGCCAUUCCAUGUGAGAUGUUAAAGGGGGUCAGCUCCACCUCAUUCUACCAUUCCAUGUGAGAUGUUAAAGGGGGUCUGCUCCACUUCAUUCUGCCAUUCCAUGUGAGAUGUUAAAGGGAGUCAGCUCCACUUCAUUCUGCCAUUCCAUGUGAGAUGUUAAAGGGAGUCAGCUCCACUUCAUUCUACCAUUCCAUGUGAGAUGUUAAAGGGAGUCAGCUCCACUUCAUUCUGCCAUUCCAUGUGAGAUGUUAAAGGGAGUCAGCUCCACUUCAUUCUACCAUUCCAUGUGAGAUGUUAAAGGGAGUCAGCUCCACUUCAUUCUACCAUUCCAUGUGAGAUGUUAAAGGGAGUCAGCUCCACUUCAUUCUGCCAUUCCAUGUGAGAUGUUAAAGGGAGUCAGCUCCACUUCAUUCUGCCAUUCCAUGUGAGAUGUUAAAGGGAGUCAGCUCCACUUCAUUCUACCAUUCCAUGUGAGAUGUUAAAGGGAGUCAGCUCCACUUCAUUCUACCAUUCCAUGUGAGAUGUUAAAGGGAGUCAGCUCCACUUCAUUCUACCAUUCCAUGUGAGAUGUUAAAGGGAGUCAGCUCCACUUCAUUCUACCAUUCCAUGUGAGAUGUUAAAGGGAGUCAGCUCCACUUCAUUCUACCAUUCCAUGUGAGAUGUUAAAGGGAGUCAGCUCCACUUCAUUCUGCCAUUCCAUGUGAGAUGUUAAAGGGAGUCAGCUCCACUUCAUUCUGCCAUUCCAUGUGAGAUGUUAAAGGGGGUCAGCUCCACUUCAUUCUACCAUUCCAUGUGAGAUGUUAAAGGGGGUCAGCUCCACCUCAUUCUACCAUUCCAUGUGAGAUGUUAAAGGGAGUCAGCUCCACUUCAUUCUACCAUUCCAUGUGAGAUGUUAAAGGGGGUCAGCUCCACUUCAUUCUACCAUUCCAUGUGAGAUGUUAAAGGGAGUCAGCUCCACCUCAUUCUACCAUUCCAUGAGAUGUUAAAGGGGAUCAGCUCCACCUCAUUCUGCCAUUCCAUGUGAGAUGUUAAAGGGGGUCAGCUCCACCUCAUUCUACCAUUCCAUGAGAUGUUAAAGGGGAUCAGCUCCACCUCAUUCUGCCAUUCCAUGUGAGAUGUUAAAGGGGGUCAGCUCCACCUCAUUCUGCCAUUCCAUGUGAGAUGUUAAAGGGGGUCAGCUCCACCUCAUUCUACCAUUCCAUGUGAGAUGUUAAAUGGGGUCUGCUCCACUUCAUUCUACCAUUCCAUGUGAGAUGUUAAAGGGGGUCAGCUCCACCUCAUUCUACCAUUCCAUGUGAGAUGUUAAAGGGGGUCUGCUCCACUUCAUUCUACCAUUCCAUGUGAGAUUUUAAAGGGGGUCUGCUCCACCUCAUUCUACCAUUCCAUGAGAUGUUAAAGGGGGUCAGCUCCACCUCAUUCUACCAUUCCAUGUGAGAUGUUAAAGGGGGUCUGCUCCACUUCAUUCUACCAUUCCAUGUGAGAUGUUAAAGGGGGUCAGCUCCACCUCAUUCUACCAUUCCAUGUGAGAUGUUAAAGGGGGUCAGCUCCACCUCAUUCUACCAUUCCAUGAGAUGUUAAAGGGGGUCUGCUCCACCUCAUUCUACCAUUCCAUGUGAGAUGUUAAAGGGGGUCAGCUCUACUUCAUUCUACCAUUCCAUGUGAGAUGUUAAAGGGGGUCAGCUCCACCUCAUUCUACCAUUUAUUACAUGACAUUGCGUUGUAUUUGACUCUUAAACAUUCUCUAUCAAAACAAUGAUAUCUCAGACACUGUGUGAGUCCCAAAUGACAAGAUAUUCCCUAUAUAGCCCAAUGGCCCUGGUCAAAAGUAGUGCACAAUAUUGGAAUUAGGUUGUAAUCACAUAUAGGUAACUCCACUUCACUGUCAGAUAUAAACCUUGGAACCUUUAUUUUUGUACAUGUAUUGAAAGCAGUAACUCUCCUCAGUGAGCUCUGAACGUAUUGAAAGCAGUAACUCUCCUCAGUGAGCUCUGAACGUAUUGAAAGCAGUAACUCCCCUCAGUGAGCUCUGAACGUAUUGAAAGCAGUAACUCUCCUCAGUGAGCUCUGAACGUAUUGAAAGCGGUAACUCUCCUCAGUGAGCUCUGAACGUAUUGAAAGCAGUAACUCUCCUCAGUGAGCUCUGAACGUAUUGAAAGCAGUAACUCUCCUCAGUGAGCUCUGAACGUAUUGAAAGCGGUAACUCUCCUCAGUGAGCUCUGAACGUAUUGAAAGCAGUAACUCUCCUCAGUGAGCUCUGAACGUAUUGAAAGCAGUAACUCCCCUCAGUGAGCUCUGAACGUAUUGAAAGCAGUAACUCUCCUCAGUGAGCUCUGAACGUAUUGAAAGCAGUAACUCCCCUCAGUGAGCUCUGAACGUAUUGAAAACAGUAACUCCCCUUCAUUGUGCUCUGAACAUUUCAGAAAAAUUUCUGUUUUGGAGAUAAGAUGUUUUCAUUCAUUGGACAGCGAUGUGCUAUGCCAGGGGUACAUUGGAUUUAUUUCUGAUGUAUGAGCUCUUUGCUAAGUCUGUUAGUAGUGAGAUCAGAUCACUUCCUUCCUGUCACAGUGAUCACAUUGUCAGGUUGGACGGUUUUAAUGUUAUUUAAUGACACUGCUAUGGACAGAAUAUGCUCUGUGCGUCCCAGUGUCUCUCUCUCUGGGUGGGUGCGUCACAAAUGGCCCUCAGCACUCUUCUCUAUAGUGCUCUACUUCUGACCAGGGCCCAUAGGACCUUGGUAGUAUACAGGGAACAUGGAACCAUUCGGGACAUUGCCUCUGUUCCUCAGGACCAUUCAGACUAAUCACCUUCUACUCCUAUGGAGUCAUGAGCUGCCCGUUAGCCCUCGUUGGAUGGUGAAGAACGUUCAGAAAUCACUCUCAAAAUGGAACCUGGUUCCGUAUUUAUAUGUAUCGGUUAGAUUCUCUGGAGAGCAGAAACAACGUCCCUCGUUUCAUCAUCACCUCUCUGUUCCUCUAUAACUCUCUGGAUGAUGUAGCUCAGGGCUCUGUAACCUUGUUUCUGGAGAGUUACCGUCCUCUAGGUUUUUGCUCCAACUCCAAUCUAGCAGGAACUACCCUGGUGUAACUAUUACAGGAAGGGUACUCCUUAAAUCUGUAUAUCGAAUGUACGCCUUAAAUCUACGCAAGACAGAUAAGUUACAAGAUAAUGAACUAAUGGUAGAGAUCCCCCUCCCUUUUUCUCUCUCUCUCUUUCUCUCGUUCUCUCUUUCUCUCUCUUCAUCUCUUUGUCAGACUGUGAUUACAAAAAUUUUACUGAAGUUUACAUGACGAGAAUAUAUGUCAUUGCGAUCCAUUCUUUCAGUGAUUUCCUGUCCUUGACUUCAGGUACCGAUACAUAAACUAUAGUAAUGCCGAAACAUUGGUAAAUACCCAAUAAAUCCCUGGGAGUUUAUAUAUGGAGUGCGCAACUCUCUUUAUUCGGCGUAGGUCAGCACAUCCACACAAAAUAGUUUUUCUGGGUGUUCGCCAGCUCAUGUUUUAACAUAUACAGAUCUGAAUCACUUAUUCAGUCUGAUAAGAACUGUUUUAAGCCUGGUGCUGAGAAAGACGGGUAACUAACUAGCCUGAAGUAGAGGCAGACUGCUGAUAAAGACGGGUAACUAACUAGCCUGAAGUAGAGGCAGACUGCUGAUAAAGACGGGUAACUAACUAGCCUGAAGUAGAGGCAGACUGCUGAGAAAGACGGGUAACUAACUAGCCUGAAGUAGAGGCAGACUGCUGAGAAAGAUGGGUAACUAACUAGCCUGAAGUAGAGGCAGACUGCUGAGAAAGACGGGUAACUAACUAGCCUGAAGUAGAGGCAGACUGCUGAGAAAGAUGGGUAACUAACUAGCCUGAAGUAGAGGCAGACUGCUGAGAAAGACGGGUAACUAACUAGCCUGAAGUAGAGGCAGACUGCUGAGAAAGACGGGUAACUAACUAGCCUGAAGUAGAGGCAGACUGCUGAGAAAGAUGGGUAACUAACUAGCCUGAAGUAGAGGCAGACUGCUGAGACAGAUGGGUAACUAACUAGCCUGAAGUAGAGGCAGACUGCUGAGAAAGACGGGUAACUAACUAGCCUGAAGUAGAGGCAGACUGCUGAGAAAGAUGGGUAACUAACUAGCCUGAAGUAGAGGCAGACUGCUGAGAAAGAUGGGUAACUAACUAGCCUGAAGUAGAGGCAGACUGCUGAGAAAGACGGGUAACUAACUAGCCUGAAGUAGAGGCAGACUGCUGAGAAAGACGAGUAACUAACUAGCCUGAAGUAGAGGCAGACUGCUGAUAAAGACGGGUAACUAACUAGCCUGAAGUAGAGGCAGACUGCUGAUAAAGACGGGUAACUAACUAGCCUGAAGUAGAGGCAGACUGCUGAGAAAGACGGGUAACUAACUAGCCUGAAGUAGAGGCAGACUGCUGAUAAUGACGGGUAACUAACUAGCCUGAAGUAGAGGCAGACUGCUGAUAAAGACGGGUAACUAACUAGCCUGAAGUAGAGGCAGACUGCUGAGAAAGAUCAGGCAGACUGCUGAGAAAGAUCAAGAUCAUCUCUCUCUCUCUCUGUCCCUCCCUCUCUCUCUCUCUCCCUCUCUCUCUGUCUCUCUCUCCCUCUCUCUCUCUCUCUCUCUCUCUCUCUCUCUGUCUCUCUCUCUUUGUCUGUCUCUCUCUCUCUCUCUCUCUCUCUGUCUUUCUCUUUCUCUCUGUCUCUCUCUCUCUGUCUCUCUCUCUCUCUCUCUUUCCUCUUUCUCUCCUCGCCCUCUCUCUGUCAGAUAGUUGGAGAGUUAUCGUCAACACACUGUGACAAAACAAACUACUUUGCUCUGCAUGAUUACAUGGUCCACCUGAUUGAUAUUACAGUACAGGUGAUACUGUGAAUUGAUUACUUCACAUGCUGCAGGAAACUUCAUCAAGCAUAAUCAAAUUCCCUAUAUCCUUCUCUCUCCCCUCUCUCUUUCUGUCUCCCAACUCUCUCUCCCUCUCUCGCUCUCUCUUUCCUCUUUCUCUCCUCUCUCUCUCUCUUUCCUCUUUCUCUCUCUCUUUCUCUCUCUCUCUCCUCUCUCUCCCUUUUCUGUCCCCCCCUCUCUGUUUUAUUCGCUCUAUCAUGCCAGGUAUAGGAGCAUGUGAACCAGCUAUGCCAGGUAUACAGUAGGAGCAAGUGAACCAGCUAUGCCAGGUAUACAGUAGGAGCAGGUGAACCAGCUAUGCCAGGUAUACAGUAGAAGCAGGUGAACCAGCUAUGCCAGGUAUACAGUAGGAGCAGGUGAACCAGCUAUGCCAGGUAUACAGUAGGAGCAGGUGAACCAGCUAUGCCAGGUAUACAGUAGGAGCAGGUGAACCAGCUACGCCAGGUAUACAGUAGGAGCAGGUGAACCAGCUAUGCCAGGUAUACAGUAGGAGCAGGUGAACCAGCUACGCCAGGUAUACAGUAGGAGCAGGUGAACCAGCUAUGCCAGGUAUACAGUAGGAGCAGGUGAACCAGCUACGCCAGGUAUACAGUAGGAGCAGGUGAACCAGCUACGCCAGGUAUACAGUAGGAGCAGGUGAACCAGCUAUGCCAGGUAUACAGUAGGAGCAGGUGAACCAGCUAUGCCAGGUAUACAGUAGGAGCAGGUGAACCAGCUAUGCCAGGUAUACAGUAGGAGCAGGUGAACCAGCUACGCCAGGUAUACAGUAGGAGCAGGUGAACCAGCUAUGCCAGGUAUACAGUAGGAGCAGGUGAACCAGCUAUGCCAGGUAUACAGUAGGAGCAGGUGAACCAGCUAUGCCAGGUAUACAGUAGGAGCAGGUGAACCAGCUAUGCCAGGUAUACAGUAGGAGCAGGUGAACCAGCUACGCCAGGUAUACAGUAGGAGCAGGUGAACCAGCUACGCCAGGUAUACAGUAGGAGCAGGUGAACCAGCUACGCCAGGUAUACAGUAGGAGCAGGUGAACCAGCUAUGCCAGGUAUACAGUAGGAGCAGGUGAACCAGCUAUGCCAGGUAUACAGUAGGAGCAGGUGAACCAGCUAUGCCAGGUAUACAGUAGGAGCAGAUGAACCAGCUAUGCCAGGUAUACAGUAGGAGCAGGUGAACCAGCUAUGCCAGGUAUACAGUAGGAGCAGGUGAACCAGCUAUGCCAGGUAUACAGUAGGAGCAGGUGAACAGCUGAUGGGAUAUAACCACAUAUUGUGCCACAAGGCAUUCUGCCUCUAUCUUAUUGAAUGUAACUUCUGACGUUUCUUCUUCUCUUGUUUUUUAAACCACCACUGUUGAGCUGCCUCCUCCUCAUGGUGCUAUGAAACAUCAACAUUAUCAGUAUGAAUUAUCAACAUUAUCACUAUGCAACAUCAACAUUUUCAUUAUCACACAUCAACAUUAUCACUAUGAAACAUCAGCAUUAUUACGACGAAAUAUCAGCAUUUUCACUAUGAAACACCAACAUUAUCACUAUGAAACACCAACAUUAUCACUAUGAAACACCAACAUUAUCACUAUGAAACACCAACAUUAUCACUAUGAAACACCAACAUUAUCACUAUGAAACACCAACAUUAUCACUAUGAAACACCAACAUUAUCACUAUGAAACAUCAGCAUUAUCACUAUGUAACAUCACCAUUAUCACUAGGAAACAUCAACAUUAUCACUAGGAAACACCAACAUUAUCACUAUGAAACACCAACAUUAUCACUAGGAAACACCAACAUUAUCACUAGGAAACAACAACAUUAUCAUUUAGACUUUGGUUUUGAUUACUUCCAGAAAUGACAGGAAAGAAAUGCAAACUAGACUCCUGACCCUCUUUAUGAAUGUAUAUUAUAUUAUUAUUAUUCUGUUAUGUUUGAUGUAGUUAUUCAUUAUUUAAAUACAUUUGAUUGGGGUUUUACAUUGUGAUCAUUUGGUUGACAGAAUAUGUAGCUUUAUACUAUGAAAUGAUGAUACUGUCCAGAGUUGUUACCAGAAGGAUCUCAAGGGACUCUUGACACAACAAAAUCUUGUAUAUUUUUUGUGUGCCAAUUUGUAACAUAUUUUGUAAGUGUAUAUUUUUCUUAGAAAGUGCUGUGAAGUAUUUGUGUGUGAGUAACCUUUUAUCCCCCCUGUACGGGCAGUGGAAAGGAUGUACAAUAAAAUGCUUCUGGGUUUAAAAUCCCAAAUAUGAAAGAAACAACAGAAAAAUGUGAAAUAUCUCCAUUUUGAUGGGAGUUAAUAAGAUAUUGUUGUUGUUGUGAGAGUGUUGUGUUGUUGUGCAGAACACAAAUAAGCAACAAAAAAAACAUCUGGAAAAAAUAUUCAAAAUUUGUGAGCAGUUUGCUGUUUUAUUAAAUUUCAUGUAAAUUAUUUGAGUUUUAUUUCGUUUUUAUGGUGUAACUGUUGCAAAGGUUUUACAUAUUUGUGAUCAAGCCUGUAUGGUGACAAUGUAAUACUGGUAAUUGCUGAGUUUUGUAAUAAUGUUUAUGGAGAAAAUAUAAACAUUAAAAUCAUAUUUUGAACGCUG